AGUUCAAGAUCCUGGUAGAGGAGGACUGGAAGUGGCAAGUGAAGCCAUUGAAUUUGCUCUGAAGAAGUUCCAAGAUAGGUGCUGCUAGAUUUUAAUCAAGAACAGAAUGGGGAAGCAGAACAGUAAGCUGCGACCUGAGGUACUCCAAGAUCUCCGGGAGAACACUGAAUUCACAGACCAUGAGCUACAAGAGUGGUACAAAGGCUUUCUAAAAGAUUGCCCAACUGGCCAUUUGACUGUUGACGAAUUCAAAAAAAUAUAUGCAAAUUUUUUCCCUUAUGGUGACGCGUCGAAGUUUGCAGAACACGUCUUCCGCACAUUCGACACCAAUGGUGAUGGGACGAUUGACUUUAGGGAAUUUAUCAUUGCUCUGAGUGUCACCUCUCGGGGAAAGCUGGAACAGAAACUGAAAUGGGCAUUUAGUAUGUAUGAUCUUGAUGGCAAUGGAUACAUCAGCCGUGGUGAAAUGCUAGAAAUAGUGCAGGCAAUCUACAAAAUGGUGUCAUCGGUAAUGAAAAUGCCAGAAGACGAAUCCACUCCAGAAAAACGAACAGACAAAAUCUUCAGGCAGAUGGACACAAACAACGAUGGUAAACUGUCUCUUGAAGAGUUUAUUAAAGGUGCCAAGAGUGAUCCCUCUAUUGUGCGAUUGCUACAAUGUGAUCCGAGCAGUGCAAGUCAGUUCUAAUUAAACUCUGAACAGUUUGCAAAGAAAAUGCUGGCUUGUUCAAGCUUUGCUCGCAAAUGGAUGCCUUCUCAAUCAUUCCUCAACUGUUAGUGGAUAAGAUUCCAUUGCCAGAUUGGUGUGUUUCCGAGUGAAGACAGCCGCGCUCUUUCACUAACACCAGUGCAAAGUUCCUUUUGGCAAUUCCAUUUCCUCUCACCCCUAAUGUUAUGACUCACUCUACACAUUUAAUGUAAUUGAAAGGUAUGUUUACAUGCAGAUGCUAUGAGCUCAAAUUUCUGGUGAGACAUCACAUCAUGUAGUCGGUAGGAAAGACGACUUUCUAGUAGUCCUAAGAAGAUGCUAGGUAGGACUUUUAUCCAGCAUAGCAGACAGUAGAUAAUUUAUUUUGCUUCAAAAAUGACUAUGUACAAAAUGAGGACUGAAUGAAAUAGAAAGCAAAAUAAAUCAAGAAAGGAAAAAGAAGAAGAAAAGGCUUUCUUGGGCAUGGUUCCAAUUUUUUUUCUUUGAGAAAAAUUGCUUGCACUUAUCUAAUGGUCUUUACUUUCUUUUAAUAUAUAUAUAUAUAUACAUAUAUAUAUAUAUAUAUAUAAAUUAUAUAUAUAUGGUGAAGUAAAAAUUAAUAUUUAGGUAAUCUAUUUAAGGCAUAAAGUAGAAUUCAAGCUUAAUUUCUUCUAGAUGUCUGUGAUUUUAUUCAAAUCUUGGAGAUUGGAGAUUGUUUUUUGUGAUAUUUAUGCAUUAGCAAAUUGCUGUUCAAAAGGAAGUGCAUGACUAGCAGUUUGUGGAUAUUCACUCUGUUUAAUUACUCAAUGCAAAUAUUUUGUUCCUUUUUAUUGUUGAUCAUUCCAGCGUUACUGUAUUAACAAAAGACUUAAAGGAGUAAUCUUAAUUUUUGUAUUUCUCAGUGGAGUCCCACUUAAGGUGGAUGCAGCAUUAAAUGGCUUUUGAGUGAGAUGAA
Messenger RNA from Alligator sinensis (Chinese alligator), 1643 nucleotides. RefSeq names its product hippocalcin like 1 (gene HPCAL1). Gene Ontology annotation, molecular function: calcium ion binding. Bases 107 to 688 code for a protein of 193 amino acids. NCBI's taxonomy places the organism in Eukaryota, Metazoa, Chordata, Crocodylia, Alligatoridae. The transcript has 5 exons. The record is from RefSeq and is a predicted model, not a curated record.